Funneliformis caledonium is the source of this 696-nucleotide messenger RNA. NCBI's taxonomy places the organism in Eukaryota, Fungi, Glomeromycota, Glomeromycetes, Glomerales, Glomeraceae. The record is from the annotation of a GenBank genome assembly.
AAUGACAAAAAUUCAGAAGUAGUACGGAAUUUCUGGGAUCAGCAAAAAAUCUCUGAUCUUGAUAAUAGCUUGGAAAUUUUAUCAAAGGAGACCAAAUUACAAAUGGCCAUUGCGGAUCUCAAAUACGUUAUCAAUAAAUCUGAAGAAGCAACAAUCCAUUCUGAUCUUAUUGGAGAAAGACGAGGUCAGAUUCUGAAAAGCGAAUUGAAACACAAGAGAAAGGUAAUUAAUGAUGUCACAAUCCACAAUAAGGAUAGUAAAACAGAUGAAGAAAUUCCUAACGAAACGGACAAUAAAGAAGGCGAGGCAAAAAAACGUGUGAAGAGUACUACAAAAAUGAAUUAUUCAAGCAAAAGUCUUCCGAGUUCUCCUGAGGAAGACGAAGGAAUAAAUUUUGAUUUUACCAAUAUUGAAAAGGUAUUGUUUCAAGAAUUGACAAAUGAGUUGGUACUAUCAACGUAUCACAAAGAUUUAGAGAAUACCAGAUGGAAGUACUUGAGAUCCUUAGCCAGCUUAAUCUCAGGUACCAAUUAUAAUUUACAAGUUUUACGCUUUGGAUUAAGUUCACUUCAUGGUAGAAGAUUAUUGUUGAACUUUAGCAGAGAUACAAAUUUUCUAACCGAGAGAAUCAUGGAUGUAUUAUCGUUAUCAUAUCACAAUUUAACUUUGCUCAAAAUUCAUUUAAGAAGCCAAUGA